Messenger RNA from Colletotrichum graminicola M1.001, 1170 nucleotides. RefSeq lists its product as uncharacterized. Gene Ontology annotation, molecular function: DNA-binding transcription activator activity, RNA polymerase II-specific; transcription cis-regulatory region binding. Gene Ontology annotation, cellular component: RNA polymerase II transcription regulator complex. NCBI's taxonomy places the organism in Eukaryota, Fungi, Ascomycota, Sordariomycetes, Glomerellales, Glomerellaceae. The coding region runs from base 1 to 1170 and encodes 389 amino acids. The transcript is spliced from 4 exons. The record is from RefSeq and is a predicted model, not a curated record.
AUGUCCAUCGACAACAAAGCUCCCAAGGAGGAUACUCCCGAGACCACGGGCUCUAGUCCCGAAGCCGACCAGCCCGGCGCUGCCAACGGCUCCCCGAACAACGCCAAUGCUGCCACCGAGAAUCAGCAGCCCAAGCGAAAGGGCGGCCGUAAGCCCAUUUACGCUACCUCGGAGGAGCGUAAGCAGCGAAACCGCCAGGCCCAAGCCGCUUUUCGCGAGCGCCGCACUGAGUACAUCAAGCAGCUCGAAGAGGCCAUCCGCGUCCACGAGUCCAACCUGCAUAACCUUCAGGCCGCUCACCGGACUGCCGCCGAUGAGUGUUUGAUGCUGCGCUACAAGAACUCUUUGCUGGAGCGUAUUCUUUUGGAGAAGGGUAUCGAUGUUCAGGCCGAGCUUCGAGCCAAAACCGGCAGUCCCAACUUGGGGCCGACUCAUGCUCCCCAGAACAUGGUUCAGCCUCCACCCAUCCAGCGUGCCAUCCUGAAUAGACAUCACCAGUCGCGAAGGUCUCACUCGAGCAUCGCCCCGAAGCUCGAACCCGGCAUCAACAGCCUGCCUCCACCGAUACAGGCUGCUCAUUCGGUCGCGUCGCCCAAGGGCCGACCUACGCCAUCGUCUCAUUCCAACUCCCCCACGAACACGGCCGCGUAUGGCAGUCAGCCAGCGCUGUCGCCGGCGGCCUCCGACCACGGUCCGCUUCGCCCAGGCAUAGCAUCGUCCAUGAAGCCCCAGCUCAGCCCAAUGGGCCCCAUGAACCCGGCCGCUCGAGCUCACAUGAUGUCCGGCGGUCCUCCUCGAGUUGGCAACACCGGCUCAUACUAUCCGUCACCUGGCUUCCAGAACCACAUUGAGCAGCUAGAACAAGAAUAUGAUGCUCCUGCAGCUAUGAUGGAGGAUUCCGAGAUCGAUACCCCAAGUGGUCCCGGUCCAUACCCCAGCGGCUUCUCCGGCGAUGCGCCGCAACAGAUGAUGCCUUCCCCGAAUUCUGUUGGCCACGGCCAGCACAUGCCAUCUCAGGGCGAAUCUACGCAGCCUGCCCAUACGAGCCAGGGUGCAUAUCCUUCCAUGACGCAGCUCUUGGACACCGGCAUGGAAUGGGACCCCUUUGGACUGAGCGCCAGCAUGGCCUUCCCGUCACAGUUCUCUUUCGACACGAGCAACAUGCGAUAA